CAGCAAUCCAGCUGAUUACUUUGACAGCGCUAUCGAAAACAUUUUGCGUUUUGCCAAUCGGCGUAUUUCACUAGAUUGUUUGUUUGAUAAAUUAGCUAGCGAAUAUUUAAGAAGCCUUAUAUCAAAAGUGAUGAAAGUGGGCGUUCAACGAUGGCGUCCAAUCGUGAUAUAUUUUCAAAGCAUUUGCCAAACGUGAAGUUGGCCACUCGCAUCGAUGCCGAAGGACGGGAAGUGCAGGUGGAGCGGCGUGAAGAUGAGGAUGCGACAGCGAAAGAACAGGAAACAUUCGAUUUGUUAGUGGCCGCUGGCUAUUAUCGGGCGCGUAUUAAAGGCUUAUCAUCCUUCGACAAAGUUGUUGGCGGUAUGACAUGGUGCAUCGAAUGCUGUGAUUAUGAUGUCGAUGUGGAUUUGUUGUUUCACGAAAACCUAACUAUUGGGCAAAAAAUCGCGCUUGUUGAAAAAAUCGUAUCUGUGUUGCCUCAAAUGAAGUGCCCUUUUCAGAUAGAGCCACAUCAAAUACAAGGACUGGAGUUCCUUAGCAUACACCCGGUUAUACAAUGGCUGGUAAAGAAAUCAGUUGAAAAUCGGACGGAACGUGCGCAACGACUGAAGAGGUUUGCUAUUGGCCAGUUCCACAAUCACUACCAAUAUAAAACAGACAAGGACCAUUUGGCAAAAAUAAGAAACGCGUCGGCGCAUAUAAAGCGGAUACAAGAACUGUACAACCCUACGCGGCUAUACCAACGAAAAGAUACUGGAAACGAAGACGAGAAAACGCGUGUGCGUAUGACAUUGCUGGAAUAUGGUAACGCAGCAGCGGCGAGCGCGGUUUGUGAAAGCCAUUCCAGAAAUCGAGCUGUCGGCGGAGAUGAGUUUGAUGUUCAGCAAAUGCUUAAAUAUUUAACAAUAGCAAAAGAGGAUGCCAUUUCUUCGCCUACGCACCGUCUCGACACCGACGAACGAAAUGCAAUGCACAAACACUACACAGAACUUCAACAGGAAAUGGAAACGGAUGCCAAACAGUUGUCCGAACAUAGUCAAAUUAAAAUGCUCGAAGCUUCGAAAGAAGCAUUAGAACGCAAAGUUCAACGUAAUCUCAAAGAGAAUGAAGAAAUAGAAACAGAAUUUAAGAAACAACAGCAGCAGUUGCAAAAGUUAGAAGAACAAAAACAGCAGUUGGAAGCAGAAAUUGAACAGUACAAAGCCAUCCAAGCGAAGGCUGACCCAGAGCUUCUUACAAAAGUGCAAGAUAUGCUGAAACAGCAUGAUCAGCUAAAGAAAGAGGAGUCGGAGUUCAAAGAGUUCUGUCGGCAAGAUUUGGCUAACUUGCAAAAGGAGAUUGACGAGUUAGAGGCCUUCAACACACAAACGCCAGAGGAACAAGAAGCUGCCGUUUCCAAAGAGAAAGCACAAAUACAGGAAUUGAAGCUGCAGAUAGCGAAAAAGAAUCGUGGUAUUGUGGCCAUACAAAGACGUCUAGAUGCCAUACCCGAUCGCACCGAGUUGACGCAAUAUCAGAGACGAUUCCAUGAGUUAUACAAUGAAAUGAGUGCCAAACAUAUCGAGACAAAACAAUAUUACACACUGUUUAAUACGCUGAACGACAAAAAGCGUUAUCUCGAAAAAGAACUCUCACUACUCAAUUCAAUAUGCGAGGCGUACAAUGAAGGCAUGACUAGCGCACAGGGCCGUGAAGAGUUUAUCAAACAAUUUGAGGCGAUUGUCGCGGGUGUUAAGCAAACCGAGCAAAAGGUGCGUCAAAAGUACAACGAAGAGUGUGCGAGACGUGAUGCAUUGAAUGCAGAGCUGCAGAGCCUGCUCGAACUGCAGCGCCAAUACGCGGCCGCAGUGAAACAGCUGACCAAGGAGUGCCAACGUUGCGAACAAUUGCAACAGCAUUUAAAGUCAAUUCGGCAAAAAUAGUAUAGUUUUUAGAAAGAUUUGCCUAAAGUUAAAAAGUAUUUAUAAUUUAAAAUAACAAAGAUGCAAUUUAUUUCUGAGAUUUUAAUAAGUUAAAAAUAUUCCCAAAAAGCCCUUACACAAAAGUCAACAUUAAGGAAAAACAGUUUUUUGAUUGCGAUAUUUAUACACUAAAAUAAAUAAUGCUAUAGUAAAAUAGUUUGUUUAUCAAUUCCAAUACAAGAUUGUAUGUAAUACAUAGAGAAGGUAGAAAAAAUGUUGUUUGAAUUCCAUUUUGCUACAAACUCAUCGAAAAUUUGCUUAUUUAGGAAAAAUACUUAAUUACUUGUAACUAAAAAAUUUAAAAGUAAAGAAAUAACACUAAAAUUAUUUAAAGUAUUGCCAAUAAAAUAAUGGAUUUUAUGAAAGUAAAUUAA
Messenger RNA from Rhagoletis pomonella (apple maggot), 2336 nucleotides. Its product is annotated as coiled-coil domain-containing protein 93-like. Bases 151 to 1923 code for a protein of 590 amino acids. The record is from RefSeq and is a predicted model, not a curated record. NCBI's taxonomy places the organism in Eukaryota, Metazoa, Arthropoda, Insecta, Diptera, Tephritidae. Gene Ontology annotation, biological process: Golgi to plasma membrane transport. The transcript has 10 exons.